Messenger RNA from Pestalotiopsis fici W106-1, 1083 nucleotides. RefSeq lists its product as uncharacterized. Gene Ontology annotation, molecular function: NAD binding. The coding region runs from base 1 to 1083 and encodes 360 amino acids. The record is from RefSeq and is a predicted model, not a curated record. NCBI's taxonomy places the organism in Eukaryota, Fungi, Ascomycota, Sordariomycetes, Amphisphaeriales, Sporocadaceae. The transcript is spliced from 2 exons.
AUGGUUGCCGGCACCAAAGUCGCAGUCUUGGACGACUACCAGGAGCUAUCCAAGACCUACUUUGAGCCGCUGCGCAAUGCUGGCUACGAAGUGACCAUCUUCACAGAUACGCUUUUGCCGUACAACCAUGCCGAUACGCCUCAAGAUGUCAAGGACGCUCUCGUCAAGCGGCUGGAGCCCUAUACAAUUAUUUGCACAAUGAGAGAGCGGACGCCUUUUCCAGGCGAGCUAGUCUCACGGCUACCGAAUUUGAAGCUCCUGCUCACGACCGGCCAACGCAACGCCUCGCUAGACGUGCCCGCCUUGCUCGAGCGCGGCGUAGUCGUAGCGGGCACAGCCAAGGAGGGACAGAACCCAGACAGCACGACGCAGCACACGGUAUCGCUGAUCCUGGGACUGGCGCGCAACCUGGCCGCCGACGACGCGGCCGUCAAGAGCGGCCUCUGGCAGACGCGGCUCAACACGGGCCUCAGCGGCAAGGUGUUUGGCACCGUCGGGCUGGGCCGCCUCGGCGCCGCCGUCGCGCGCAUCAUGCACCUGGCCUUUAACAUGCGCAUCGCGGCCUGGAGCCCCAACCUGACGCAGGACGCGGCCGACGAAAAGGCGCGCGCCAUGGGCCUGCCCGUCGAGGACCCGCAGACGGGCGCCAAGACGUUCCGGGCCGUGAGCCGCGACGAGCUGUUUGCGCAGUCCGACGUGGUCAGCAUCCACGUGGUGCUGUCGGAGCGGUCGCGGGGCAUGGUUGGCAAGGAGGACCUGGCCAAGAUGAAGAAGAGCGCCCUCUUUGUCAACACGUCGCGGGGUCCCAUUGUCCGGGAGCAGGACCUGCUCGAGGCCGGCAAGAGCGGUGCCGUCCGCGGCAUCGCCAUGGACGUGUACAAUAUCGAGCCCCUGCCCAAGGACAGCGAGUGGAGGACGACGAAAUGGGGCGAGGAAGGCCGGUCCGAUGUUCUGCUGACACCGCACAUGGGGUACGUAGAGGUAGAUCCAUUGUCGUCUUGGUAUAAACAGCAGGUGGACAAUAUUCUGCGAUGGGAAAAGGGCGAGGAGCUCAAGAUACUGUACAAGGACAAUGGGUACUAA